AUGGCAACUGUCCAAAAUGGAUAUACCAACGGCUCGCUCACAGAGCAAGGCAUCCUAACACACUACCGUUUCUCCGAUAUCCCCUCUGCCAUCGACAUCCCCGCCUCCACAUUCGAUAGUGAGGUCGAAAUCAGUCUCGAAGAGCUUCCUGACGAUCCCACCGAGCUCUGCACACUCCUCGACAACGAAAAAGCUGCGAAGAACUUCUGGGUUAUCAUUGCGCUUGCAUACGCGAAACAAAACCAGAUCGAUCAUGCCAUCGACAUCCUCAAUCGCGGUCUCUCGUCCCUCGCGCAGGGCGUGACGAAGGAGAAGCUCGGUCUCCUAGGAUGGAUAUGUUGGCUAUAUAUGCGAAAGAGCAGAGAGGCCCCCCGCGUCGCGCCGGAAGGCCAGCUGGUGUCCGAAGCGAAGACUAAAGAUUACUAUCUCCAGGCGGCUACGUCGACUCUAAACGAGGCGUCGCGAUUAAAUCCCGCAUACCCUUCCCUUUUCCUCGCACGGGGCGUUCUAUCGAUCUUGCGCGCUUCCUUACAACCCCCCGCCAAGGCUCUUAGACCUGGGAUGGUCGAUACUUCGGAACGGGUAGAGACCUUGCGCCAGGCCUUGAAAUGUUUCGAUGAGUCGGCGAAAUCCUUUGGUAACCGGAAUGGUAUGGCCAUUCUCGGGAGGGCGAGGGCACAGUAUAUGUUAGGUAGAUAUGCCGAGGCACUGGAGGGUUAUCAGGAGGGUUCUGAUAAAAAUGCCGAAUAUGAGAGAUCCUGGAUCCUCCGAUUGGAAUUGGGUGGCUGUCUCUGGCAACUAGACUUCAAGAGGCAAGCGAAAGCUGCUGGACUCGUGCUUUGGCUCUGCUCUCGGCACGCAACCAACGACCCGGCUUUCGGCUCUUUGUACAAAAUAGCCAUGACGCAGUACACGCAGAAAGCAUUCAAAGUGGACAAGGAAUAUCCCAUGACCUGUUCCAUGUUUGGCGGCUAUUUCUUACUCCGCAAACAUUUCCCAACUGUCGAAGCGCUAGCCCGCAAGGCGAUUGAACUCACUGAUGUUAACGCGAUUGCUAGUGAUGGAUGGUAUUUACUCGCGCGAAAGGAACACUUUGAAGGCAACUCUGCAAGAGCCAACGAGUAUUACACCCGGUCAGACCAGGCCCGAGGUGGUGGGGAUAGAGGAUACCUGCCGGCGAAAUUCGGCGCUGUGCAAAUGCAAGUGAGGACCGGUGACUAUGAUGGGGCCAAAUUUCGUCUGGAAAAGAUUAUCCAGCAGACGAAGAAUCCAGAGUCGAUGACCCUGCUUGGGGCUCUCUUUGCGGAGGAAGUGUUUGCAGCCCAGUCUAGCCCGCUCAAAGAGGACAAGUCCGCUGAAGUGAAGAAAGCCACGAGCCUCCUCGAGUCCGUGCGUGCGUCGUGGAAAGAUGAGAAGAAAAAACUUUCGCCUGAUGAGUCUGUUUUACUUUAUCUUGCACGACUGUACGAGAGUGGUUCGCCAGAGAAGAGCAUGCAGUGCCUGCAGCAUGUCGAGCAGAUGCAGCUGGCUCAGAUCCCGGAUACCGAGCGGCCCGAGGAUAUCCAUGAUGAGGAGACAACAACGAACCUCCUUCGGGAACAUUUGGCGCCUCAGCUGUUGAACAAUAUGGGCUGCUUCUUGUAUCAUUCUGAGAAGAUAGAACUUGCACGGAAUAUGUUCCAGACAGCCCUCAAUGCUUGCGUGAAAUCUCGUGACAGAGAUGAUUCGGCCGACACCGAUGCUUUCGUUACCACAAUCAGCUAUAAUCUCGCCAGAACUUAUGAGGCCGCGUCCAUGCCCGAGGAAGCCAAAAAGGUAUAUGAAGGACUUCUGGAGAGGCAUAGUGAUUACACCGAAGCCAAUGCCCGAUUGACAUAUAUCGCUCUCCGCCAAAGCCCAACAGACGAAGGACCCAAGAAAAUGGCCAAAUUAUAUGAACUAGAGUCUACAAAUCUUGAAGUCCGUGCUCUGUUUGGCUGGUACCUAAGCAAAUCGAAGAGAAGGGUAGCAAAUAUCGCCGAAGACCACGAACAACGUCACUACAAGCAUACACUUCAGGGAUAUGAUAAACAUGACAGGUACUCGCUUACGGGAAUGGGCAAUAUCUUCCUCCUUGCCGCUCGAGACAUGAGGCGCGAUACAGAGCAGGAUAGAGAGAAACGAAGAAAGAUGUACGAGAAGGCUGUGGAGUUCUUUGAUAAGGCGCUACAACUUGAUCCGAAGAAUGCUUAUGCGGCGCAGGGGAUUGCUAUUGCAUUGGUUGAUGAUAGAAAGGAUUACACGACUGCGGUACAGAUCUUCUCACGCAUUCGAGACACACUGCGCGACGCGAGCGUCUACCUUAAUCUUGGACAUGUGUAUGCUGAGCUUAGGCAAUUUUCUAAGUCCAUUGAGAACUACGAAGCCGCUCUCUCCAAGGAUAGACAACGCGAUACCCAAAUUCUAGCCUGUCUCGGCCGUGUCUGGCUCUUGAAAGGCAUGCAAGAAAUGAACCUGGCGGCUAUGAAUACCGCCCUGGACUGUACCCAACGCGCUCGCGCCAUUGCCCCCGAACAAAUCCACCUUGAAUUUAACGUCGCAUUCGUCCAAAACCAGAUCGCGCAACUGGUAGUCUCUCUCCCGGAAACCCAAAAGUCGCUCCAAGACGUCCAAAUCGCUUCCGACGGCCUUGAUGAAGCGAUCAACACCUUCAGCCAAAUUGCGAAAGCCAAGCAUCCACCUUACCCCCGCGGCUCUUUGGAGCAGCGCGCGAACAUGGGCAAAAAUACCAUCCGCAGAAAGCUGGAGCGGACGCUACAGAGCCAGGGGGAAUACGAGGAGAAGAACGCCACGAAGUUACAGCAGGCGCGGGAGGCGCGGGAGACUGAAUUGAGGAGGCGCGAAGAGGAGAAGCGGAAGGUGGAGGAGGCUGAGUUGGAACGGAAGAGACAGAUUGCUGAGGACCGGCAGCGGCUAAUUGAGGAAGCGCAGCGCCUUGCUGCGAUACGUGCAGAGGAAGAGCGGGCUAGGGAAGAAGCAGAGUAUACCACUGACUCCGAGACCGGGGAUAAGGUGAAAAGAAAGAAGAAGGCGGCGGCGGCGAGUAAGCGGAAGAAAAAGGAUGCUGGGGACGAUAGUGGUGCGGCAGGGAGGAAGUCUAAGGAUCGGAGUACGGGUCCAGAAAGUGAGCUGGAAUCUGAUGCAGAAGAUCACCCCGCGCCGCGGAAACGGAGACGGCUGGAGAGACGGUCCACUACUAAGUCUAGUAAGUAUAAAAGUAGUGAGAUUGUGGUUGAGUCUGAGAGUGAGGACGGCGAAGAAGGCGCAGGAUCUGGGACCAGGGAAGCGAAUGGGGCUAAUCGUGAUGCUGGUUCCCCCGUUUCGGAUCGUGACGAGGAUGACGAUAUGCGUGAUACUACUGCUGGAGGGGUCUCUGUGGAUGAGGAUAAGGAUGCUGAUGCUGUUGUGCGACGGCGGCGGACAAAGUUGAAUCUUCGCAUUGAGGAUGAUGAGGAUGAAGAAGGGGAGAGUGAAGUGGAGAGUGCAGGGAAGAAAGCUCGCCCUGCCUCGCCGGAUGCGGAGCCAAAUGACGAGGAUGAUCUUUUUGAGGAGAAAAGUGGUGACGAGGCCAUGGACCGUGCUGGUAGUGGGGAUAGAGAUACGGAGAUGAAGGAUCGCACGGAUGAAGAUGAAGAUGAAGAGUAA
This is a messenger RNA of Histoplasma mississippiense, 3684 nucleotides long. RefSeq lists its product as hypothetical. NCBI's taxonomy places the organism in Eukaryota, Fungi, Ascomycota, Eurotiomycetes, Onygenales, Ajellomycetaceae. Gene Ontology annotation, molecular function: RNA polymerase II complex binding. Gene Ontology annotation, cellular component: Cdc73/Paf1 complex. Gene Ontology annotation, biological process: regulation of DNA-templated transcription. Bases 1 to 3684 code for a protein of 1227 amino acids. The record is from RefSeq and is a predicted model, not a curated record. The transcript is spliced from 3 exons.